AUGGGUCGAUCUCCGGCGUCGCGAAUCGUCGCAUCGCCAAUGUCCUCAUCGCAUCUGUCCCUAUCAGCACCCUCAGUUGCCGGAGGAGGUGAAUCGGAAGCAUCGUCGUUACGUUACAUGCCAUCAACAUCGAGCAGUACUGAUCAUGCAGCUCUAUCGAGAAACGCGUUCUUGAUUGAUCACAACGCCCUCUCCAAAAUGACAUCCAUCAAUGAACAAGGGAUCUGUCCACUGGAGGAGUACUUAUUUGCGCUGUCGUAUAUAUCGCGUCUUGGGAAUGCAUUGGAAGGGUAUCGACGUGAAUACCAACAUCAGUACCAACGCACUAACAUGCAAACACCAUCGACAGCACACCAUCCAUAUGUGCCAUUCCUGAACCUUUACGUCGCAUCCGAUAGUAUUCGUUUAUCGAGUGUGUUAAAAAUUGCAGAAGGUGAAGACAUUCCUCCAUUGAUGGAUAUUCGUAUAGCUGAACGAUACUUUGAGCGUUGCGUUUCAAGAUUGGGCAAUGAAUUAGCAUUUGUUUCGUUCGUGAAUGCAUGUCGAUUGGCCACUUCGGGCACGUUCUCGGCCAUUGCGAGAAUUAUGAACGCGCAAAUGGAAUGGAAUGAAGAUAGCGUUUGGCGACCGUCGUUACAGUUGACCGUUUGGAGUCAUGAAGGGUCCAAUCCGCGUGCACGUCUUUCAUUGGGCAUUGUUAUUGACCAAACGAAUAUCAGCGUACUUCUUCUGGUCAGUUCUCGCUUUAUCUCUAUUGCGUUGUGUCUCCGACCAACCCGUCCCGAUCCGAACGAGCGCAGUGCAGAUGCGUCGAAGCAUCUUAUUCAACUGAUCUACAACACUCAAACCAAUUCAGUGAUGCGAAGGUGUGCCGCCAACGACGAUGACCCGAGUGGUAUCAAUCAGCUGUUAGCAAAUAUCUCCGAGAAAUAUGCACGUUCCAAUGAACGAUCUUUGUGGCCUGCCGUCCAGUGUUUGGCGCAUAAUUUUGUGCACUCUAAAAAUGUUGUUUCGUAA
Messenger RNA from Anisakis simplex (herring worm), 1017 nucleotides. NCBI's taxonomy places the organism in Eukaryota, Metazoa, Nematoda, Chromadorea, Rhabditida, Anisakidae. The record is from the annotation of a GenBank genome assembly.